ACGCGGGUGUUUGGUUCUACCGAGUGCUCAUCGUAAACAUCUGAUUUUUCUUGUUGCGGGUUUCUGAAAUCACCCAUAUUUCCGUCGCGGAGCAUACCAUGGGCGAUUCUCUAUUCCAGGAAAACGUUGGCCACCAAGAUGACGAUUACGACUAUCUGAUCAAGCUACUUGCGCUCGGUGACAGCAACGUUGGAAAAACCAGCCUUUGGUUCCAAUACACAGAUAACGUAUUCAAUCCGCGAUUCACAUCAACUGUAGGUGUCGAUUUCAGACAGAAGCGGAUUGUUCGUGAAAGCCGCGAUGCCGAUGGACUGUUGGGACCAAAGCAACGCCUCCAUUUACAGUUGUGGGAUACAGCUGGCCAAGAGCGCUACCGCAGCCUGUGUUCUGUAUUUCUCCGGGAUGCUAUGGGCUUUCUUCUGGUAUUCGACUUGACCAAUGAAAAAAGUCUGUACAAUUGCCGGGAGUGGAUGGAUCUGUUAUGUCAGCAUGCUUACUGUGACCGUCCAGACGUCGUUCUUGUCGGAAACAAAUUUGAUCUUACCUCAGAACGUCAGGUCCCCCUGUCCAUGGCGACAGCAAUGGCUCGAGAGCUGAAUGUGCCCUACAUUGAAACCAGCGCUGCUACUGGAUAUCAGGUUGCCGCUGCAGUCGACCUCCUAUUGGAUGCCGUUAUGAACAAGGUGGAGGCCUCGUUGAUCAAAUCUCGCAUACAUAAUUCAACAGCGGACGCUGUAAAUUUAUCUAAACGGCCAAACAAAGGCUCAAGUUGUGCAUGCUAGUCCGUUUGUGGUGCUGUUUCCCGGUCCGUUCGUUCUCACGUCUGUUUCUUAGGAUGUCGGCUACCGGAUUCAUACACUCCUGCCUGUGAUCACAAUUAGAUACACUCUUGUUGGUCUAUUUCUUCUGCCCAGUUUACUCUAUUCAUUCCAUACCAUCGUUUAUUCAGGUUCAGGGGAUUUCGCCACUUCCCUUCGUGCAAUGCAUUCCUACAUAUAUAUAUAUAUAUAUAUAUAUAUAUAUAUAUAU
This is a messenger RNA of Opisthorchis viverrini, 1029 nucleotides long. RefSeq lists its product as hypothetical. Bases 99 to 782 code for a protein of 227 amino acids. The transcript is spliced from 5 exons. Gene Ontology annotation, molecular function: GTPase activity; GTP binding. NCBI's taxonomy places the organism in Eukaryota, Metazoa, Platyhelminthes, Trematoda, Opisthorchiida, Opisthorchiidae. The record is from RefSeq and is a predicted model, not a curated record. Gene Ontology annotation, cellular component: secretory granule; melanosome. Gene Ontology annotation, biological process: melanosome transport; positive regulation of exocytosis.